AUGACCAAGCCGUUUGUCACUGUUUCCAGAGGAUCACAAGACUCCAGAGAAACCAACGACCUCGAUGAACUGAUGGAGUGUGAUUCCUUGUGCCUGUCAAGGGAAGAGAGGCACCGUUGUUUAAAUGGAGGUCUGUGCAUGCACUGUGCUGGUGCUGGCCACAUUCUGUGUGACUGUCUGGUUCGUUCGCAGUUCUCUCCUCUGGAUCUCCUCUUCUCGACCCCGCAUGACCCCAAGAUCACUGCUUUGGCCAUUUACGACCUCAGUCAGAUCAGAGACCGAGUACCUUCAUAUUUCAGCUGUAGACCACAGUGCACCGCUCAGAAAGGAGAUCAUGCUCUAAGACCUCGUGCUGUGGUGCUCAAACACAGUUCAAUGUCAUCUGUAGCAGCAGAAAAGAGAGGAACCUGGAUAGAGCUCUACAUCGGAACUGCAAAUGGACAACUGAUGAAGAUUGUGCUGGACAAGGCUUUGAAUUCUGGCUGUUUGAUGGUGCUGUACAAAUCUACUGAUGACAGGAUGGUGUUUCCCAGAAUGCACUUUGAUCCAGUGGAUCAUAAAUGCAUCUACAUAGCUUUGAGAAAUCAGAUCAAGCGGGUAGCAGUGACUCAGUGUGGUCUGUACAGCACUUUGAGAGACUGCAGAGCUUCUCAGGAUCCUUCCUGUGGCUGGACUCCAGUGUUGGAGCGCUCCACUGAUACUCUGAAGUUCAGCAUUCCAAACGGAAAUAAAGGAACUGUGAGGGUGUGUGUGGUGACAGAAGACAGCCAUUGUCAUAGUAAUGCCACCAUCACUUAUGGCUCCCAGCCCAUCUGUACUGGACUGCAGCCUAGAAACACCUGGGCCAGUGGGGGGAGGAAGAUUGAAGUGCUGGAGAGCAGUCUGGAGUACGUGGAGAAAAGUCAUAAUAAACUCUCUUACCUCCCAAACCCAGAAUUCAUCAGCUUCUCUGCCGCUCAGGAUAAAAAGCAGGACAGGCUGAAUAUGCGUGUGGAGGAUGUAAAGGUGUGGGGUUUGCAGGAAGAGAAGCAGUUUGAGUGUGUGGUAGAGAAAGUUAUAUCUACUGCUAUUGUCUGUGACAUUCUGGAAACACAGGAAGUCAGAAUAAAUGUGACCUCACUCAGGACCUGCAGGAUGAGGACUGUUUAUCUGGGAAUGCUGCUCUUAUUCCAAAGCGCUGUUUCCUCCUUAACGGAGUUCAGCGUUAAAGGAGAGAUCAGGAACUUUGCUGUUGGAAACGGGAAAGUGUUCGUCGUCACCGACUCUCAGCUCCUCCAGAUGAGGCUCGAUCUAGUAGAGGAAAAACACAAGGACAUAUCUGACCACACACAUCAGAACCAAGUUAAUAUUUUACUGCCUUUCGACGCGAAUAAGACCCUGAUAACCUGCGGAAUUUAUGGCUGUGGAUACUGUGAACUCCUGGACAUCAAUGACAUCAGCAGAAGUCUCUACAGGGAGGAUGUUUCAGUCGGACCAUCUGUUAAUAAAUCAUCUGUUUCCUUUAUUGUAGAUUUUGAUGAAGGAAACGCAGAAAGAUACAUGUUGGUUGCCAGAGAAAAGGUUCCUGAAGACUGUGGCUCUGAUGAUGAAGUAUCUCUGCGGAACACUCUGGACUCUCAGACAGGAGGAAUUUUUUCUAAAGUAGCCUCUUCAAACGAAGCCAGCAUUUCUCCACAGAGUGAUGUUGAGUGGAUUGAUGGCUUCCAAUCAUCUCCUCCCUCUCACUCGUACCUGCUGGUGAACGUUAAGUCUGGAACAGGUCCAGCUGUGGUGGUCUUAAGGAUGAAGAACAGCCGCAGUAAAACAGAAAUGACCAGAUCUCUACAAGGUGCAGUGCUACAGUGCUGUGAUGAUAAAGACCGUAAAAAGCUCUUAUCCUCCUCUGCAGUUCUCUCCUCUGGAUCUCCUCUUCUCUGGGCGGGAAUAUUCACUGCGCAAGAAGCGCACGACCCCCAGAACACUGCUUUGGCUAUUUAUGACCUCAGUCAGAUCAGAGACCGAGUACCUUCAUAUUUCAGCUGUAGACCAUAUUGCACAGCUCAGAAAGGAGAUCAUGUUCUGAGUCCUCGUGCUGUGGUGCUCAAACACAGUUCAAUGUCAUCUGUAGCAGCAGAAAAGAGAGGAUCCUGGAUUGAGCUCUACAUCGGAACUGCAAAUGGACAACUGAUGAAGAUUGUGCUGGACAAGGCUUUGAAUUCUGGCUGUUUGAUGGUGCUGUACAAAUCUACUGAUGACAGGAUGGUGUUUCCCAGAAUGCACUUUGAUCCAGUGGAUCAUAAAUACAUCUACAUAGCUUUGAGAAAUCAGAUCAGGCGGGUAGCAGUGACUCAGUGUGGUCUGUACAGCACUUUGAGAGACUGCAGAGCUUCUCAGGAUCCUUCCUGUGGUUGGUGUGUGACUACUAGCAACUGCUCGACCAAAGACGAGUGUCCAAACUCUACUUGGAUCUCCAUUCCUGAAGAUUCUUUUCAGAAAGAGCUGAUUUCUGUGAUUGUAACUGAGGUCACUCUGAAUCUCUCCUUGAAUGUGGAGGGAACAGAAAAGCCUCCCUUAACAUGUACUUUCAGGGGUGAAGAUGUAAAUAGUGGAAAUCUAUGUAAUAGUGAGGCUGCAGUUUUCCCCAGCUGCUCCUGCGAAUUCUCCAGCCAGCGACUGCCAGUUAAUGUCACAGCAACUGUCACUAUUGGAGAUCAGAAAAUCACAGAGAGACUGAGACUGAGGAGCUGCCCAAACAUCACAGAGACAUCAUCAUAUGCUAAGUGUGUAGCGUGUGUCUCAGCUGGGUGUCAUUGGUCCAGCAGUAGUAAACAGUGCAGCUGGUCUGAUGGCUCUGCUUCACAGGUGGCAGUGAUGGACGUGUGUGAAGGAUUAUCUUCUGGGAGUAAUGCACCAGAGAUUUUCUCCCUGGAGCCUAAUCAGGUCUCCUUUCAUGGCAAAAAACAUGCAGCGCUGAAAGGAAAAAAUCUGGAUCUGGUCGAGAAAAUUCGUUUUCAGGGAGUCAUGGAGUGCACUUCAAAGGAGACUCCAGUGUUGGAGCGCUCCACUGACACUCUGAAGUUCAGUAUUCCGAGCGGAAAUAAAGGAACUGUAAGGGUGUGUGUGGUGACAGCAGAUGGCCGUUGUCAUAGUAACGCCACCAUCACUUAUGGCACCCAGCCCACCUGUACUGGACUGCAGCCUAAAAACACCUGGGCCAGUGGUUGGAGGAAGAUCCAAGUGUUGGGAAACAAUCUGGAGUUUGUGGAUGAAGUUACUGUUCAUUCAUCUCUCAAACCGAUCACCCUCAACUCAGACAAGACCUUUUGGUUCCACACUCAUAAUCAGAGAGAAUACAUGGACUCUGGGCCGUUCAGUGUCUCUCUCAUAGUGGGAAACUCAAAAGUGGACUGUGUAGAUAAGCUGUCUUACCUCCCAGAUCCAGAAUUCACCAGCUUCUCCACCUCUAAAGUGGACAGUGAUGUGCUGGUCACCAUACAGAAAACAGAUGACAUGCUGAAUAUGAGUAGAGAAGAGAUGAUAGUGUGGGGGCUGCAGAACGAGAAGGAGUUUGAGUGUGUGAUUGACACAAUUAAGUCCACUGCUCUCACCUGCAGAAUUGUGGGAGAAAAUAGACGUGAAAUCAGAGUGGACUCAAUCAAGAUCAUGGUUGGCAAUUUUACCAAAUUUAUGACACAGCAUGGCAUAAAGUGUUCGUGUGCACCUGUUGCAGUAGCCAUUGUGAUUCUUCUUGGUGUUCAUGCUGGAAUAUUUAUCAGAGGUGUGUUCUCAAGACACAUGACUCAGAUCUCAGGCAGAUUUGAGUCGAGCAAAUAAUGACUUCAGACUCAACUUACCAAAAUGAAAGAAAGACUUUUGGAUUUUAACACCAGUGACUUGAACUCAUAGUCACUGGUC
Molecule: messenger RNA, 3894 nt
Organism: Colossoma macropomum (tambaqui)
Lineage: Eukaryota; Metazoa; Chordata; Actinopteri; Characiformes; Serrasalmidae
Product: plexin-C1-like
Exons: 26
Coding region: 1-3813 (1270 amino acids)
Biological process (GO): positive regulation of axonogenesis; semaphorin-plexin signaling pathway involved in axon guidance; regulation of GTPase activity
Cellular component (GO): semaphorin receptor complex
Molecular function (GO): protein binding; semaphorin receptor activity
Source: RefSeq, a predicted model, not a curated record